Lathyrus sativus (Indian pea) is the source of this 1968-nucleotide messenger RNA. NCBI's taxonomy places the organism in Eukaryota, Viridiplantae, Streptophyta, Magnoliopsida, Fabales, Fabaceae. The record is from the annotation of a GenBank genome assembly.
AUGGCCUCUAAUGUAGUAGUCUACACUGAUGAGAAAUGGGUAAUAGAUAUUUGCAAAAAUCUUCUACAUGAAGUGGAACAAAACACACAUGAUGAAAUCAUAGUAAGUGUGUCACAAGUCCCCAAAUCCUUAAGAUCCUCAAAUCCAGAAGCUUUCAUCCCUCAAUUUAUAGGACUUGGUCCUUAUCACCAUUACAAAUCUGAUCUCAUCAUGAAUGAUAAAUUGAAACUAGAUUCAUCCAAAAGAGCUCUCAAACACCUCUUUCACCACUUUGACACAAAAACUCUCCAACAUCGUCUUGAAUCAAUCCUCUCACAUUCACAUAUUCAAGCUUUCUACCACAUUGAUAUAGCUUCCAAAUACACUUAUCAAACCCUCUUAUACUUGCUCACUAUUGAUGGCUUAUUCUUGUUGGGCUUAUUGCAUAGAGCUUUAACAGCAAAACCUCAACAAGAUCAACAAUACUCUUACUUCUUAACCGGAAAACAUGGUAUUUUCAUGGUCAACUCUGCUGGCGUAGAGAUGACCAUAAAUUUUAUCGUAAGAGAUGUUUUUAUGCUUGAGAAUCAAAUUCCAACUUAUUUUCUUAAGAAAGUCCACGAAGCCGUUGUCACCAUAACUAGUGAUGAAAUUGAAUCAUCUCGAGAAAAGGAAGCUCAUCAAAAUCUUGGACCAUCCAUGAGGUUAUUUUGUGAAUCACUUUGUCCAUUUCUUCAUGAAUUUCAACUCACCAAAAAUCCAGAAGAUCAUGCACAUUUGUUGGAUCUAAUGUAUCAUUUGAUUGUACCAAAUCAUUCUGAUCACGAACAACCUCUCGAGUCUAUUCUAAAUCCCGAACCCAAAUCCAAACCCGAGUCACAAUCUGUAUCUGAGUCUAAGUCAAAACCACAAUCUAAGCUUGAGUCAGAGUCUUCGUCCAAACCUCAAUCCGAGUCUGAGUCUAAGCUCAAGCCGCAGUCUGAUAAUGAGGUAAAGUCUGAGCCUCAAAAUCAACCUAAUGACAAAAAAGAAGUAAGUUAUGCAUGUUCUAUCUUCAUCACCUUUCUUGCAUUUUUUGUGGCUAUUUUCAUUAUAAUAGGUUUUAUUAUAAAGUUCAUUUUCACCAUAUUUUUUUGGAUGUUAAAAACUUUAUUUAGUUUCAUUAAAUGGGCAUUACGCCCAUUAGUGAAUCUAUUCAAUUUCAUCAACCCUUUUGUUGAGGUGAUAUAUGAUUUUUUAUCAAAGAACGAAACAAGAUUUUCCUACAUAAAACCAUGGACAAAAAUCGUCGGAGAAAUUAAGAAAACAAGUGAAAACAUUAGAAAAGAAGAUUACUCAACAAAUUGGGACAGCAACAUGUCAAAUGUAACCAUCCCAUCUGUAACAGAACUUCACAAUGCUGGAAUCAAAUUCCAACCGUCGGAUAAAACUGGAAAUGGAAUCUCAUCCAUUGAUUUCGAUGAAAUUAAGUGUCAAUUUUACUUACCCGUCAUCAAACUAGACUCAAAUUCAGAAGUAAUCAUAAGAAAUCUCAUGGCUUAUGAAUCAUUGAUUAAAUCCAAAGGGUUAAUUUUCACAAGGUACAUUGAAUUAAUGAGAGGUAUUAUAGACACUCCAGAAGAUGUGAAACUAUUGAUUAAUGAGAAAAUCAUUGAAACUGAAAUGAGUUAUGAAACUGUUGCACAACUUUUUAAAGGGUUGAUGGGAAAAUCUAUUAGGCCAAUAAAGGUUCAAAAUUUGGAUAAAGUGAUUAAAAGGGUGAAUGCGAAAUACAAAAGUAGUCAAGCUCAAAAAAUGGCUAUGAUUAAAUAUAUGUCUUCUUAUGGGAAAAUGUUGACAGCUUUGGCAGCUAUUGUGUUUUUGGUAUUGACUGCUGUGCAAACAUAUUGCUCUGCUUUUGGUUGUGCUAGUAACUCAAAUUAUAAGGGAUCAUCCUCAAUGCAUCAAGAUGGAGAAUAUGUUAGUAAUGUUUUUAUGAGUUCAAUGUAA